GCCUCUGCCUGCCCUGGCAGAGUGAAGUCUCUCCAGUUGAGCGUGGAGACCUUGAGAAGCAGCUGAAGAAACCUGGCCAAGUGCAUAUUCCAAUGACCUCAGCCCGACACGCACUGACGAAGGCCUGGCCCCAGGAGCAGAGCCGACACAGGAACUGAACUCACCCCGAGACAGAAACAGCCUCCGCCAGUCAAGAAACCCUCCAAAGCAUUUUGCCAUGGAUCUGGAAGACGAAGAAAACCUGAGUUCGAGCAGCACAGAGGCUAAGGACAGCUGCAGUGUGGACCCUGGGCCCCCGGGGGACAGCGCUCCGGGGCCGGCUGACAGCUACCUGCUCCCCAAUGGGGGGGGCGGCAGCGUCGGCAGGAAGCGGCCCCUGGACGAGGGCAGCAAUGGGCAUGCCAAGUUCCGCCUGAAGAAGAGGAGGAGGGCGCCGGGGCCCGCCCUGCCCAAGAACGCGCUGAUGCAGCUGAACGAGAUCAAGCCCGGCCUGCAGUACACGCUGCUGUCCCAGACGGGGCCCGUGCACGCGCCGCUCUUCGUCAUCUCCGUGGAGGUGAACGGGCAGGUGUUCGAGGGCUCUGGCCCCACGAAGAAGAAGGCCAAGCUGCAGGCGGCGGAGAAGGCCUUGCGGUCGUUCGUCCAGUUCCCCAACGCGUCCGAGGCCCACCUGGCCAUGGGGAGGAGCCUGUCCGCCAACACGGACUUCACGUCUGACCAGGCGGACUUCCCCGACGCGCUCUUCAACGGCUUCGAGACACCGGACAGGUCGGAAGUGCCCUUCUACAUGGGCUCCAACGGCGGCGAUGACUCCUUCAGUUCCAGCGGGGACCUCAGCUUGUCAGCGUCCCCCGUGCCCCCCAACCUCGUCCAGCCGCCCCUCCCGGUCCUCCCUCCAUUCCCCCCGCCCGCCGGGAAGAAUCCCGUGAUGAUCCUGAACGAGCUGCGCCCGGGCCUGAAGUACGACUUCCUCUCGGAGAGCGGGGAGAGCCACGCCAAGAACUUUGUCAUGUCCGUGGUUGUGGACGGCCAGUUCUUCGAAGGCUCGGGAAGGAACAAAAAGCUGGCCAAGGCCCGGGCCGCACAGUCUGCCCUGGCCGCCAUUUUUAAUUUGCACUUGGAUCAAACGCCGUCUCGCCAGCCUAUCCUCAGCGAGGGCCUCCAGCUACACCUGCCCCAGGUGUUAGCCGACGCCGUGGCCCGCCUGGUUCUGGAUAAGUUCGGUGACCUGACGGACAACUUCACCUCCCCCCACGCACGCAGGAAGGUUCUUGCUGGAAUUGUCAUGACAACAGGCACAGAUGUGAAAGAUGCCCAGGUGAUAUGUGUUUCCACGGGAACGAAGUGUAUUAACGGCGAGUACAUGAGCGACCGUGGCCUCGCUCUGAAUGACUGCCACGCAGAGAUCAUAUCUCGGCGGUCCUUGCUCAGGUUCCUUUACACACAGCUUGAGCUGUACCUAAACAAAGAGGAUCAGAAGAAGUCCAUCUUCCAGAAGUCUGAGCGGGGAGGCUUCCGGCUGAAGGACACGGUCCAGUUCCACCUGUACAUCAGCACCUCGCCCUGCGGGGACGCCAGGAUCUUCUCACCGCACGAACCGAUCCUGGAAGAACCAGCAGACAGGCACCCGAAUCGCAAAGCCCGGGGACAGCUGCGGACGAAAAUAGAAUCUGGUGAGGGGACGAUCCCCGUGCGCUCAAAUGCGAGCAUCCAGACGUGGGACGGGGUGCUGCAGGGGGAAAGGCUGCUCACCAUGUCCUGCAGCGACAAGAUGGCACGGUGGAACGUGGUGGGCCUCCAGGGCUCGCUGCUCAGCAUCUUCGUGGAGCCGAUCUACUUCUCCAGCAUCAUCCUGGGCAGCCUGUACCAUGGGGACCACCUCUCCAGAGCCAUGUACCAGCGGAUUUCGAACAUCGAGGACCUGCCCCCCCUCUACACCCUCAACAAGCCUCUGCUUAGUGGCAUCAGCAACGCAGAAGCGCGGCAGCCAGGGAAGGCACCCAACUUCAGCGUCAACUGGACGGUGGGCGACUCGGCCAUCGAGGUCAUCAACUCCACGACGGGCAAGGAUGAGCUUGGCCGAGCGUCACGCCUGUGUAAGCACGCGUUGUACUGUCGCUGGAUGCGUGUGCACGGCAAGGUUCCCGCCAACCUGCAGCGCUCUAAGAUCACCAAGCCCAACAUAUACCAUGAGUCCAAACUGGUGGCGAGGGAGUACCAGGCGGCCAAGGCCUGCAUGUUCCGGGCGUUCAUCAAGGCAGGGCUGGGCGCCUGGGUGGAGAAGCCCACGGAGCAGGACCAGUUCUCACUCACGCCCUGACCGGCGGCAGGUGUGGAGUGCCCAGUGUCCAGCACUGUCCCGAACCUCCAUCUGAACUGGGACGGCCACGCAGCUGGGGGCGGGGAAGGGGGGUCCGGUGCCGCCCUGGGCACCUCUGUGGCACCAUCUCCCCGUCCAGCGACCCAGUGACCCAGUGACUGCUUUCAAUCUCCGUUUACGAUAGAAAUUGAGUUCUACUGAGUAGGGCUUCCUUAAGCUUAGAAAUAGCAAUUACUUGGUGUGAAAUUCUUGAAUAAAUAAUUUAUUCAGAGCUAGGAACAUGAUUUAUAAAAUAAGUAAUUAUGCCAGGUCACUCUUAUGCCACAUUAUUUUAAUUGCAAAAAAGCAUUCUCUAUGGAGGAAGAGGAAGUAGAGGUAGAAGUAGUAACCUAGGAAGUCCAUGCCCCAUACCCCCUGCGGGGCCCAGCCGCUCCGGAAGCUUCUGUGUCCUUGUAGGAUCUUAUCACAGGAAACCUUCCUUGGUUUACUUCUAAAUAGAUGUAAAAGGGGCCAUUCGCUUGGGUUUUGAAGCAGUAUUUAAUUUUUCAGGACCAGUGGGAGUACAUCCAGGCUACCGCACAAUAACCAGCCUGGCCCCCCUCCUUCUGAGUCCAACAGACCAGUGACCAUCCAGAGGUCUUCAUGGGACCGAAAGAGAAUAAAGUUCAUAGAUACUCAUUUUGAAAAAUACCACUUAAGGCAUAUUUUUAAAUUAUUCCUUCCAGCUUUAUCAAAGACACAUUUGAGAAGUAAGCAUGCAGGCUGAAGGCGGCAGGCGGGGGUGGAGUCACAGCAGGGACGGUGCUGCUGGCAGUGGGGACCCAGGGGUCCUGCCCAACACCCUACAGCACACAGGACGGCCCAGGGCGGGCGAGCUGGGGUCAGGGGCAGGCCAAGGCCCGGCCUGUUGCUUCCACUCAGGGUCAGAGCUGAGCGGGCAGAGGAAGUGCUUCUAGCCUUUGGCUGAUUCUGGGUUGUGGAGGGACCCAUGGGUGCCAUGGGAGAGAUGAGGCACACCCCACCCACAGCGAAGUCAGGUACCGACACUGGCGGCAUCGGCUGUGCACCCAGUGUCCCAUGUCCUUAGGCUUAGAACGUGCAGAGCAUGGAGCCCUGUGUGAUCACAUCCUGCGGGCACGUCCUGGUGGGGGCACACCUGGCCGGGACUUCCAGGCUCCGGCACCAGCAUUCCCCCCUGUGUAGGCUGUGGCUCGCCCCCAGCCCACUGAGGGCGGGGUCUGGCUGGGUUCCAAUGUGCUGGCACUGCACAUCGCAGGGAAGGGCCCCGUGGAGCCAGCCCUCCCCAGCAGGCUUGCCCGCACCCUGACGACAUCGGGGAGGCCCUGUGUUUUUAUUCUUCUCUCUAUAAAUGGUAUUUUUUCUAAUGGGGAACGGGAGAUGGAAUAGUUUUUAAAAAAAGAUGUGGGUUUUGACGACCAAGCCCAGUGGAAAUACAUUCCGUAGACGUGUCCUGUCCCACGUGUCCUGCCUUCCCUCUGUCAGAUGCUGUGAGAAAUUAGCCGGGUCCCUCUCGCCCAAGUGAGCGAUGCCUUACUGUGUGCUGCCCCGCGGGCCCCGAGCUGUGCACCAUCCUGGGCCGGGUUCGUGUGACCGGCAGGGCUCGGCCUGAGGCACCCAGGACUGGCCCGUGGCUGCCAGGGAGGAAGGUAGGAGGCCUGCCCAGCCCCUGGGAAACCCCUAGGACAGGCAGCCAGAACCUCUCCUCUGAGCAGGAAGGAGGGCAGGUCGAGUCACUGCUGCGGAGACAAAGCAGGACAUCGCGCACUUUAACCUGUGCCCUCUGCGCCCACCGCACACUGGACACCCAGCUGGUUCCUUGGGGCGUUGAUUGGCACCCAGUGUCCUCCGUCUGGACUUGAGAGACUUCACAGAAAAGUUGACAUCACCAAGGACUUGGUUUUUUUUGAGAAAAAUGUUAAGUUUUGAGGACUUCUGACCAGUGGGGUCGGGAGGGUUUCUGCUCUGUUAGCUAAACCUGAGUCAGUUCCAUAAGAACACUGGUCGCCGUCCAGCCCACGCCCGGCGGCCAGUCCGCUGGCGGGAAGGGAGCUGAAGGGACGUCUCGGGUGGCGGCACGUUUGUGUCGUGAGCGAGGCUCUUCCAGGUUGGGCCACGGCCGGGGCUGGCAUCCUAGCCACAUGGCCCGGCCACAGCCACCUGCUCAGGGUCAGCCUCACCGUCUCAGGCCAGGGGCACAGGCACCACGAUUCCGAUUCCAGGCCUUCGUUUAACUUUCAUUCCUAUUUGGGAGAUUUGUGUUGUAAUCAAAAACAAUUGUUUUUAAAUGUCCGAGCCAACGUCUCAGAAGGGGUUGGUGUCCCUGGAAUUCAUGUUUAUCCAAAUCAUUUCAUUGGUCUCCGUGCUGGGGGGUCACCUUGUAAAGAAGUGCGUCCUGAACAGUAACUUCACGUGGCUGUUGAGGAGCGGCUCCCGUCCCUCCCGGGUCUGAGGAGGGACGGAGGCCGCGUGCCCUCCUCACAGAACACGACACAACACAGAUGGGCCUUUUCAUUUCUAAACUCUUUACACCAAACUAUCGGGUCUGCCCCAGCCACAAAUUUGAUCCAGCAAGAGAAAUAAAAUUAGCUGGCUUUUCCCCCCUAAAGCCUAUGAAAUCUCUCAAAAGGUCUCUACCAUACGGCUGUGUGAAUGGGAAGGGAAGAGUACUAGUGAUCAUGUGUGUCCAGUUCUGUGUGUCCUUGUCCCCGGCGUGUCCUGUGACCACCUCCUGCCCGCAGCACACAGUAUGUCCACACGAUGGGCGGGGGAAGGGCACAGGGUCUGACCUGAUCCUGACUCGGUGGCUGCACUUCCCUGCGUGCUGUUUGAAGGGAUGAGCCUCCAGCCCCAAAGACACCUGUUUGGGCGCCAGGAACACCUGUUCGGGCUCCGUGUGGCUGAUGGUGCACGAGGGCCGAGGGCAUCCUUUGGACGUGACCACGGCCGGCUGCAGGCGUGGUCUGUGGAGUGUCGGUGGCGUGAGCCGGAAGGCCCUUGCCUUCUCAGACUGUAGGCUGUGCGCUCCUGACUUCUGAAUGUGGACACUUUAUAUGAAUGUAAUUCGGCCAAGAAACCAUCGCUAAGAUGCUCUCCGUGCUCCCAUAUGUAUAUUGAUGUAUAUACCACACGUUACACCCGCAUGUGCUCCUCGCGCACUGAGACCCGUGGGACCGAGCAUGAGACGCUGUCACAUAGACAAAGGAUUUGCAACAUCCUCAAUAAAACCAAGCGUUUCACUAC
This is a messenger RNA of Myotis davidii, 5581 nucleotides long. RefSeq names its product adenosine deaminase, RNA-specific, B1 (gene ADARB1). The record is from RefSeq and is a predicted model, not a curated record. Gene Ontology annotation, biological process: RNA processing; adenosine to inosine editing. Gene Ontology annotation, cellular component: nucleolus; cytoplasm. The transcript has 11 exons. NCBI's taxonomy places the organism in Eukaryota, Metazoa, Chordata, Mammalia, Chiroptera, Vespertilionidae. Gene Ontology annotation, molecular function: tRNA-specific adenosine deaminase activity; double-stranded RNA binding; double-stranded RNA adenosine deaminase activity. Bases 218 to 2320 code for a protein of 700 amino acids.